UUGAUUAGUGAACAUCAUGGGGAUUGUCACGACACUUGUAAUCAUAUUAUUUAUUAUAUUUUUCCUAAAUCGUUAUUUCCUGAGCUAUUGGAGACGACACAGAAUUCCACAAAAUGACAAUCCUAAUUUUUUAAUUGGAGACAUCAAAAAAAUGUUCUCCGGGAAGUCAACUAUUUAUGAUAUUUUACACGACAUCUACAUGGAAAAGAAAGGCUCAAAAGUGUUUGGAAUUUACUUGUCUUAUCGUCCAGUCCUAGUCAUAAAUGAUCCAGUGCUGAUCCAAGAUGUGCUUAUAAAAGAUUUCAAUACGUUCCAUGAUCGAGGACUUCCAAUAAAUGAAGAAAAAGAUAUUCUUAGUGCUCAUUUGUUCACACUUGGUGGUCAGAAAUGGAGAGAUUUAAGAGUCAAGUUGGGUCCAGUAUUCUCAUCUGGUAAAUUGAAAGGCAUGUACCCACUUAUUCAAAAUAGCGCUAAAGAUCUUGAAAAGCAUUUAAUGGAAAAUGUGAAGAAAGGAAACGACGUUUUUGAGUUCAGAGACUUAUGUGCCAGACUUACAAUCGAUAUAAUAUCAUCUGUAGCAUUUGGCGUAGACAGUCAUUGCAUCAAUGACAAAAACAGUGCAUUUAGAGAUUUUGCUGGUAAAAUAUUUGAAAAAUGUUUGAGGAUGCUCGUCAUUGGAUCUCUUAUGAUAUUUUGUCCAAAACUAUUUAGCAAAUUAAAGUUCAGAUCAGUUCCUUUACAAAAUGAAUUAUUCGUGACUGAAAUGGUCAAAAAUACUGUCGAAUAUCGUGAAAAGAAUGACGUGAAGCGUAAAGAUCUUAUGCAACUUUUGAUUCAGUUAAAAAAUGAUGGAUAUGUGUCAGUAGAUAGAGAUGAACAAACUGAAAAACAGCAACAGAUAAGGAAGUUUACGAUGAAUGAUAUUGCAGCUCAAUGUUAUUUAUUCUUUAUCGGAGGUUUUGACACUUCAAGUUCAACUAUGACUUUCUGUCUUUAUGAAUUUUGUAAGAAUCAGGAAAUCCAGUCUAAAGUUCACAGUGAAAUUGACAAAAUUUUAGAAAACUCCGAAGACGGCGACUUUUCAUAUGAAAUGCUGAACGACAUGAAAUAUCUUGAAUGCUGCAUCAACGAGUCUUUGAGGAUAUAUCCAAUUGCUCCACUUUUGAUGCGUGAGACUAACAAAGACUAUACAUUUUCUGGUACAAACUUGACUGUAGAGAAGGACACGAUGAUACUUAUUCCACUUCUUGGACUUCAUCAUGAUCCUGACAUAUUUGAAAAUCCUAUGGAAUUUAAUCCUGAUAGAUUUUUGGACUCUCCAACUGGAAGUGGAAAGUCAAAGGGAUCAUUUUAUUUGCCAUUUGGAGAUGGACCACGACGCUGCAUUGGAGAACGAAUGGGAAAAAUUCAAGCUAAAUUAGGACUUGCCACAAUCUUAUCGAAAUUUCAUGUUGAGUUUGCUGAAAAGCAAGUUGGUAAUAUUAAGUUUGAUCCUACCAAUCAUUUCCUGUUGGCUACUGAUCAGCCAUUCAAUUUUAAAAUUACACCAAGAUUUUAAAAAGUUUAAAUGGCUGCAGCAUUAUUACAAAAAGUUUAAGUUUCUUAAUUUCAUUUAAGUGUUAAUUUAUAACUAAAAGACGUCCUUUGUUUGAAAUAAAAAAGG
This is a messenger RNA of Chironomus riparius, 1663 nucleotides long. The record is from the annotation of a GenBank genome assembly. NCBI's taxonomy places the organism in Eukaryota, Metazoa, Arthropoda, Insecta, Diptera, Chironomidae.